Messenger RNA from Culicoides brevitarsis, 1009 nucleotides. Its product is annotated as lipopolysaccharide-induced tumor necrosis factor-alpha factor homolog. The transcript is spliced from 2 exons. NCBI's taxonomy places the organism in Eukaryota, Metazoa, Arthropoda, Insecta, Diptera, Ceratopogonidae. The record is from RefSeq and is a predicted model, not a curated record. Bases 182 to 613 code for a protein of 143 amino acids. Gene Ontology annotation, molecular function: zinc ion binding.
AAUAAUUUGUGACACCGAACACACCAUCAUUGUUUACAAGCAGAAGAAAAUUGUCUUUUUCUCGCUAAAAUAAUUUCCCGUAUAAUUGCUCAGUAAUUAGAAGAUUCAGGAAAAAGUUGUUUAAAGUAAUCAAGCACUUCUUAACUUAAAUCCGAGUUAAAAGAUCCCGUGAGCCAUUGCCAUGCAGCAGAACAAAACACCUCCAAGUUAUGGGUUCAUGCCACAACCAAAUGCGCCACCACCAUCAUAUGAACAGGCAAUGGGAGUAGGUCCCAUUCCUGGACAGGCUCAUUUUGUACCAACACACACUGUUCCAGUCUAUAAUCCACCUGGCGCUGGCGCCACACCGGUUGUGACUCAACAAAUUGUCACACAAGUGGUUACCAUUGGUCCUCAUAGCACACACAUGAUUUGUCCGAGUUGUCAUGCCGAUAUCAAUUCGAAAACGCGAAGUAACCCUGGUCUUAUUGCAUGGGUGUCUGGAUUUUUAAUUGCACUUUUUGGCUGUUGGUUUGGAUGCUGCCUCAUUCCCUGCUGCAUUGAUGAAUGUAUGGAUACGCAUCAUUAUUGUCCGAAUUGCAAUGCGUAUCUCGGAAGACACGGAAGAGUUUAACCGCAAACCAUUCAAGACAUGAACAUAAAACGAAACUACGGGAAUCGAGACAAAGAAUCUUCUUUCUUAUUUAAAAUAUUUACAUACAUAAUUAAUUAGAUGUUGGUUGGGCAUAACAUCACAAUCACGCGAAUCAGCCUUAAAAUUUGUACACAGUCCCCUUCUUCCUCCAUCAUUCUCUCCAACAUUUGUUACAGCAACUUCCUCGAAUUUAGCGAAACUAUUUUAGUUGUAUUUAAGAGUGAUACAAAUUUGUAUAUUCCGUUUACUGGGUUUGCUUGAUUGAACCCAAACAUUAGCUCUUAAGUAUUUCAAUGUAACUUAUUGGACUUAUUGCCAAAAAAUAUUUGAAUUAAAUGUUCACUAGUAAAAUAAAUGUUUCAUUAUUUGUGAAGC